Molecule: messenger RNA, 1059 nt
Organism: Aspergillus melleus
Lineage: Eukaryota; Fungi; Ascomycota; Eurotiomycetes; Eurotiales; Aspergillaceae
Exons: 2
Coding region: 51-968 (305 amino acids)
Source: RefSeq, a predicted model, not a curated record
CAUUGUAGCAUGCCAACUGCGGUCUUUCUGCUUCCUGUCAAUUGCUGGUAAUGCUUGCACCGCGCACAAUUCACGUCUCUCGCAUUGCCGCUACUCGCCGGUUUGUAACAGCCCGCUCCUCCAGAUCGUUAAGUCCGCUCGGCCUACAACUACGCCCCCUUUGCCGCCAGCUCUCCAUGUCCAGCCCCCUGGAGCGACAGCAACUGUGGGCGAACGCCCCGUUCGCUCUCAUCACAGACACCGGCAUAGAUGCCCGCCCCGAAGUACCCCGAGACCAUUACGCCUACGAGCUGGCUCGCAUGAUGGCGCACAUCCACAAUCUACUCCUCCGCGCCCUCAACGCCUCGUAUAACCAGUGUCUGUCGGUCUGUCCGGACACCCCGGAGACGCGAGACUUCCUUGUCUUCAACCAGUGCCUGUACUCCAUGCUGAAAAGCCACCAUGACCAGGAAGAAGAGUCCCUGUUCCCGGCGUUCGGCCAAGUCACCGGCAACCCCGACGUGAUGGCCGUCAACGUGCAGGAGCACAAGCGCUUCGAGACGGAACUGCAGAAUUUCAGGGAUUAUGUUUUCGACACGGACCCGAAGGCCUACAGUGGGACGCAGCUGAAAUCGCUCCUCGAGUGUCUCGGCCCGUUGGUCCAGGAGCACCUGCACCAUGAGAUCGGGACGCUGUUGGACCUUCAUGUUGUAGACAGCAAGGCCCUCAAGGGAGUGUUCGGCUUGUCUAAAAAGGGUUCAUCGGGCGAACCCCACGACAUUUUCAAGGACAUCCCCUUCACCCUUACAUGUGAAGACAUUACGCUGCAGCUGGACGGCAAAGUGACGCCCCCCUUUCUCGGAAACCUUGCGCGGCAGUUGAUCAAAUGGACUGUGGGCUGGCGAUACCCUGGUGUGUGGCGAUUUGCGCCAAGCGAUUUCUUGGGAAAUCCGCGUCCUCUGUUAUAUCCAAACCCGUCGAAUUCGUGAUAUAUUGAGGGUAAAACUCAAGUAAUAGGGAUGGGAUUAUAUGACACAUUAGGUAGACGAUGAAUUCAACAAAAAAACUAUUUUCAUCGGC